Babjeviella inositovora NRRL Y-12698 is the source of this 888-nucleotide messenger RNA. It is a transcript of the gene HAC1, whose product is annotated as transcription factor. NCBI's taxonomy places the organism in Eukaryota, Fungi, Ascomycota, Pichiomycetes, Serinales. The record is from RefSeq and is a predicted model, not a curated record. The transcript has a single exon. Bases 1 to 888 code for a protein of 295 amino acids. Gene Ontology annotation, biological process: positive regulation of transcription by RNA polymerase II. Gene Ontology annotation, molecular function: DNA-binding transcription factor activity, RNA polymerase II-specific.
AUGUCUACACCACAAUCCACCACCGAUUUGCAGUUGCAGUCCCAGUUAGAGUCGAACUUCAAGUCGGCCUUGCCACCAAGAAAGAGGGCCAAGACCCAGGAGGAAAAGGAGCAGCGCCGGAUCGAACGCAUCUUGCGUAACAGAAGAGCCGCGCAUGCCUCUAGAGAAAAGAAGCGUAAGCACGUGGAGUACUUGGAGUCCUACGUUCAGGAGUUGGAGUUGCAGCUUACCAGAGUCCUGGCCAACCAAACCGUUUUAGAGGAAGACUGUAAGCCUUCCGCUGAAACCUUGGCCAAGUUGGAAGCUCUCAAGGACUUGUCCGACUACAAGGAAAACUGUUGCUUAACGUCCACCGUCACGUCCACCUCCACAUCUGAGCCUUCCUCUAAGAAGAGAAAGGCGUCACAGGACGAUGACGAAGAUGAUGAAGACGACUACGACGACUACGAUGAUGCAAAGGAGGGGGCCACCGAUGACCUUGAAGUCAAGGCGGAAGAAUCCGACGCCGUUCCAGUCGCUCCACAGUUGUCUGUUAAGCAAGCCGCUUCUGAGGUGGCUAACUCCCCUUUGAUGGGCGCUCAGCCAGUUCAGAAUGCCUACUUGAACAUUCAAGGCCAGAACCACUACUACAACUACCUCUCCCCAAUCUCGAUCAACUCCCCGAUCUACGAGUCUCCAAUGGAUCUCACCUUGGACUCUUACUCCCCUAGUCCAUCCACCACCUCGUCUCAGGAAGAUUUGGUCUUGUUCCACAACUUGUCCAACGUCCCAAAGACGAUUCUCCCAUCAAGCAUGGACUUCACUUUGAAACACGAAGAGAGUGAAUUAUCCGAUUUGUUGUUAUUUUCAGACCUUUCGCACACUCCAGCAGUGAGUGUCGCAAUGUGA